AUGACCCAACCAGAAACAGUCAGGAACCAGCCACCACCCAACCAGGAACAGUCAAGAAAAGCCAUGACCCAACCAGGAACAGUCUGGAACCAGCCACGACCCAACCAGAAAUGCCAGGAACAAGCCACGACCCAAACAGGAACAGUCAGGAACCAGCCAGAAUCCAACCAGGAAAAGUCAGGAACAAGCCACGACCCAACCAGGAACAGUCAGGAACCAGCCAUGAUCCAACCAGGAACCAGCCACAAACCAGCCAAGAGCCAAUCAGGAACAGUCAGGAACAAGCCACGAGCCAACCAGGAACAGUCAGGAACAAGCCAGGAGCCAACCAGGAACCAGCCAAGAGCCAGCCAGGAACAGUCAGGAACCAGCCAAGAGCCAGCCAGGAAAUGCCAGGAACAAGCCAAGAGCCAGCCAGGAAAUGCCAGGAACAAGCCAGGAGCCAACCAGGAACCAGCCAGGAACCAACCAAGAGCCAGCCAGGAACCAGCCAAGAGCCAGCCAGGAACCAGCCAAGAGCCAGCCAGGAAAUGCCAGGAACAAGCCAAGAGCCAGCCAGGAAAUGCCAGGAACAAGCCAGGGGCCAACCAGGAACCAGCCAGGAACCAGCCAAGAGCCAGCCAGAAAUGCCAGGAACAAGCCAGCCAGGAAAUGCCAGGAACAAGCCAGGAGCCAACCAAGAGCCAGCCAGGAACCAGCCAGGAACCAGCCAAGAGCCAGCCAGGAACCAGCCAAGAGCCAGCCAGGAAAUGCCAGGAACAAGCCAAGAGCCAGCCAGGAAAUGCCAGGAACAAGCCAGGAGCCAACCAGGAACCAGCCAGGAACCAGCCAAGAGCCAGCCAGGAAAUGCCAGGAACAAGCCAGGAGCCAACCAAGAGCCAGCCAGGAAACAGCCAGGAACCAGCCAAGAGCCAGCCAGGAAACAGCCAGCAUGUCACGUAG
Haliotis rufescens (red abalone) is the source of this 942-nucleotide messenger RNA. Its product is annotated as flocculation protein FLO11-like. The transcript is spliced from 2 exons. The coding region runs from base 1 to 942 and encodes 313 amino acids. NCBI's taxonomy places the organism in Eukaryota, Metazoa, Mollusca, Gastropoda, Lepetellida, Haliotidae. The record is from RefSeq and is a predicted model, not a curated record.